Gracilinanus agilis (Agile Gracile Mouse Opossum) is the source of this 3488-nucleotide messenger RNA. It is a transcript of the gene IPO4, whose product is annotated as importin 4. The record is from RefSeq and is a predicted model, not a curated record. Lineage: Eukaryota; Metazoa; Chordata; Mammalia; Didelphimorphia; Didelphidae. Bases 16 to 3261 code for a protein of 1081 amino acids. Gene Ontology annotation, molecular function: nuclear import signal receptor activity; small GTPase binding. The transcript has 30 exons. Gene Ontology annotation, biological process: protein import into nucleus. Gene Ontology annotation, cellular component: nucleus; cytoplasm.
GCUCCCUCUGCUGCCAUGGAGCCCGGGGAGCUGGACCGGAUCCUGCGGGAAUUGCUGCUGCCGGACACGGAGCGAAUCCGCCUGGCCACCGAACAGCUCCGGGCCGCUCUCCGAGACCCCAGCUCGGUGCCCGUAUUGUGCGAGCUGCUGGCCCACGCUCCCGAGCCGCAGAUCCGGCAGUUUUCUGCACUGUUGAUCAGGAGGAGGCUUAACACUCGUUGGAGGCGGUUGCCACAGGACAAUCGGGAAAGUCUGAAAUCCCUGGUGUUGACAUCCCUGAAGAAUGAGAGAGUACACAACGUGAGCCUCAGCCUGGCUCAGUUGUCAGCAACCAUCCUGAGGAAUGAAGGCCUGGAUGCCUGGCCUCAGUUGAUGCAACUGCUUCAGCACAGCACUCGGAGCUCCAAUAUCUCUGAAAAGGAGAUGGGACUACUUCUCCUGAGUGUGGUGGUGACCUCACGCCCUGAGGCAUUCAGACCACACCAUCGUGAGCUGCUUCGACUAUUGAAUGAGACUAUGGUGGAGUCAGCCUCCCCUGGGCUGCUCUACUACUCCCUUCGGACUCUAACCACCAUGACACCCUACCUGUGCCCCAGUGACUUGCCUCAUGCCAGGACUCUGGUGCCCAAGGUCAUUUUGGCAAUCCAAACAUUAAUCCGAGUGGAUGAGGCAAAGGCCUGUGAAGUACUGGAAGCCCUAGAUGAGUUGCUAGAAUCUGAUUUACCAAUCAUCACCCCUUACCUCUCUGAAGUUCUCAACUUCUGCCUGGAGGUGGCUAGGACCUGCACACUGGGAGAUGCAGUACGAGUACGGAUUCUCUGCUGUGUCUCUUUCCUGGUCAAACUUAAGAGCAAGGCUCUGUUGAAACACCGACUCCUGAACACAUUAUUGUGCACCCUCUUCCCCAUCAUCACUUCUGAGCCCCCUCCAGGGCAGCUGGACCCUGAAGACCAAGAUACUGAAGAGGAGGAGCCAGAAGGAGGCCUGGAGGUGGAGACACCCAAGCAAUUUGCUGUGCAGGUGAUAGAUGUGCUGGCCCUGCAUCUAGCUCCAGAGAAACUGUUUCCACAGUUGAUGCCAUUGCUGGAAGAAGCCCUUCAUGGACAAAGCCCGUAUCAACGAAAAGCAGGACUUUUAUUGCUGGCUGUGUUGUCUGAUGGUGCUGGGGACUAUAUCAGACAGAGACUGAUGACCCCACUGCUGGAGACUGUGUGCAAGGGUUUGGCUGAUCCUUCCCAGGUGGUGCGCAAUGCUGCACUGUUUGCCAUGGGCCAAUUCUCUGAGAACCUGCAGCCUAAUAUCAGCAGCUUCUCUGGUGAAGUGAUGCCCCUCCUCCUGUCAUACCUCCAGUCUGUGCCACCUGGAAACACACGGCACCUUGCCAAGGCCUGUUAUGCCCUGGAGAAUUUUGUGGAGAGCAUGGGACAAGAGGUGGAGCCAUACCUCCAAGAGUUGAUGGAGCGGAUGCUACAGCCCCUUCGAGAACCUACCAGCCCCAGAGCCAAGGAGUUGGCUGUGAGCGCGAUGGGGGCCAUCGCCAGUGCGGCCCAAAGUUCCCUGAUACCUUACUUUCCCACCAUCAUGGAGCAUCUCCGGGAAUACCUGGUGACUGGGCGUGAGGACCUUCGAGCUGUGCAGAUACAGAGUCUUGAAACACUGGGAGUUUUGGCUCGAGCGUUGGGAGAGCCAAUGAAGCCCUUGGCUGAGGAGUGUUGCCUCCUGGGACUGCGCCUCUGUGACCAGGUGGAUGACCCUGAUCUUCGUCGAUGCACGUAUAGUUUGUUCGCAGCACUGUCAGGGCUGAUGGGUAUGGGCUUGGUCCCCCACCUACCAAAAAUCACCGCACUUAUGAUGUCCUCACUGCGCUCAACUGAGGGCAUUGUGCCCGUCUAUGACACAAGCACUACCUUCCUGCUUUUCGAUGAUAGUGAUGGAGAAGAGGAAGAGGAGGAGCUGAUGGAUGAAGAUACUGAGGAAGAAGAAGAGGACUCUGAUAUCUCAGGGUAUAAUGUAGAGAAUGCCUUCUUUGAUGAGAAGGAAGACACCUGUACUGCCCUGGGAGAAAUCUCUGUAAAUGCCAGUGUGGCCUUCUUUCCCUACAUGAAUUCUGCCUUUGAGGAAGUGUUUAAACUGCUGGAGUGUCCCCACAUAAAUGUCCGAAAGUCAGCCUAUGAAACCCUGGGCCAGUUUUGCUGUUCUCUUCACAAGGUUUACCAGUCCUGCCCCCAUGAGCCGAAUAGCUGUGCACUGAUGGUGGCCCUGAACCGAACGAUCCCAUCCUUCCUGAAGGCAGUGAAUACGGACCGUGAGCGGCUGGUGGUCAUGUCUGUGCUGGAGGCCCUGAAUAGCGUGCUCCGGAGCUGUGGGCUCUUUGUGCUCCAUCCUCCUUGCCGCUUGCCUGAGCUCUGCAAAGUCAUCAAGGCUGUGCUGCAGAAGAAGAUAGCGUGUCAGGACCCAGAAGAGGAAGAGGAAGAUGAGAUGGAACAGGCGGAGUAUGAUGCCAUGCUGUUGGAGCAUGCAGGAGAAGUCAUUCCAGCUUUGGCGAGCGCCUCUGGAGGAGACACCUUCGCCCCCUUCUUUGCUGGUUUCUUACCUCUGCUGCUACGCAAGGCAAAGCCAAAUUGCUCGGUGGCAGAGAAGUCUUUUGCAGUGGGGACCCUGGCGGAGACAAUGCAAGGCAUGGGGCCUGCCUCAUCCCAGUUUGUGUCUCGGCUGCUGCCGGUGCUGCUGUGCGCCGGCCAAGAUGCGGACCCCGAGGUGCGGAGCAAUGCCGUCUUUGGGCUGGGCGUGCUGAUGGAGCACGGGGGCUGCCCUGCCCAAGAGCACAUGACGAAGGUCCUGGGGUUCCUGUCCUCCCUCAUUACGCGCGAGCGCCACAACCGUGUCCGGGACAACAUCUGCGGGGCCCUCGCACGCCUGCUCAUGUCCAACCCCUCAGAAAACCCCCUGCCACAGGUGCUGACCACGCUGUUCCGCGCGCUACCACUGAAGGAGGAUCUGGAAGAAUGGGUCACUCUGGGGAAGUUUUUCAAGUUCCUACUUCAGCGUUACCCUGAUCAGGUGGCCGAUGUGGCUUUCGAGCUCGUUGAGGUAUGCAGCUUGACCCUAAAUGCCAAAAAGGUCCCACAAGACACCAAGACGGCGCUGCUGCAGCUCCUGACUCAUUUGGCCCACCAGUACGUAAGCAGGUUCCAGGGAGCAAUGAGAGCUCUGCCCCCUGACCAAGCCCAGGAACUCGAGGCUAUGCUCAGACCCCCCUAGGGCCUGGAACAUGGCCUCCUGGGGCUGGGAUAACCGGGGAAUCCUGCCCCUCCUGGGGGAACUGCUUUCCGCCUUGGUUCCAGCUGAGUGCCUGCCAAAGACCUCCAUCCCCAGGACAGCUUGGUUGUUGCCUUUUGGGAACCACCUCUAGGGCUGGUUCUGUUACUGUGUUGGACUUUAUGGACAAAGGCUUGACUUUUGAUUUGAAUAAAGUCCAUUUAUUUUGA